Molecule: messenger RNA, 2814 nt
Organism: Capronia coronata CBS 617.96
Lineage: Eukaryota; Fungi; Ascomycota; Eurotiomycetes; Chaetothyriales; Herpotrichiellaceae
Product: plasma membrane ATPase
Exons: 2
Coding region: 1-2814 (937 amino acids)
Biological process (GO): proton export across plasma membrane; regulation of intracellular pH
Cellular component (GO): plasma membrane
Molecular function (GO): ATP hydrolysis activity; P-type proton-exporting transporter activity; ATP binding
Source: RefSeq, a predicted model, not a curated record
AUGGUAGACAUACCAUCCGACGUCAGUUCGGCGGGAUCCACUCCCGGCAAGCAUCCACCUCGAGUUCAAGUGAAUCCUACCCAUGACCUUACCUCGGAAAAGCCCAUGCAACAUAAUGGCAACGUGCUCAGGGAUCGGAGGAUCUCUAGAGCCGAGAAGGAUGACGAUGAAGAAGACGAGGAUCUCGACGCGCUCAUAGAAGAGUUGGAGUCCUUGGACCCUGACGCCGAGAUGGAGGCCGAGAUGGAAACCGUGGGAGGCGCGAGGAACGUGCCUGAGGAGAUGCUACAGACCGACCCGCGGGUGGGCCUCAUAGAACCAGAGGUGGUGGCCAGACGCAGGAAGUACGGACUGAAUCAGAUGAAAGAGGAAAAGGAGAACCUCCUCCUGAAGUUCCUGGGCUACUUUGUCGGUCCGAUUCAAUUCGUCAUGGAGGCAGCUGCCAUACUCGCCGCCGGUCUAGAAGACUGGGUCGACUUUGGUGUCAUUUGUGCUCUUCUGCUGCUCAACGCUAGUGUCGGGUUCGUUCAGGAGUUUCAAGCCGGGUCGAUUGUGGAGGAGUUGAAGAAGACUCUGGCUCUCAAGGCUGUUGUCCUCCGAGAAGGUCGCUUGGUUGAAAUCGAGGCCCCAAUGGUAGUCCCGGGGGACAUCCUGCAACUCGAAGAAGGUACAAUCAUUCCCGCCGACGGCCGCAUCGUUACAGAAGACGCCUACCUCCAAGUCGAUCAAUCUUCAAUCACCGGCGAAUCUCUUGCCGUCGACAAGACCUUAGGAGACACUUGCUAUGCUUCAUCCGCGGUCAAACGAGGGUCUUGCUUCAUGAUUGUUACUGCUACCGGAGACAAUACUUUCGUUGGACGUGCGGCUGCCUUGGUCAACGAGGCGUCGGGCGGCUCUGGACAUUUCACCGAAGUCCUCAAUGGCAUUGGAACUGUUCUCCUCGCUUUGGUUGUUUUCACCCUUCUAGUGGUCUGGAUCUCCUCUUUCUAUCGGUCCAAUAGUAUAGUCACUAUUCUUCGAUUUACUCUGGCCAUCACCAUCAUUGGCGUUCCCGUCGGUCUUCCGGCCGUCGUCACCACCACCAUGGCUGUUGGUGCAGCUUACCUUGCGAAGAAGAAGGCCAUUGUCCAGAAACUUUCGGCCAUUGAGUCUCUCGCGGGUGUGGAGAUCCUCUGCACCGACAAGACGGGCACAUUGACGAAGAACAAACUCUCCCUACACGAACCAUACACCGUCCAAGGCGUGGACCCCGAGGACCUGAUGCUUACUGCGUGUCUCGCUGCCUCCAGGAAGAAAAAGGGCAUGGACGCCAUUGACAAGGCCUUUCUCAAAGCGCUUCGGUACUAUCCUCGCGCGAAACAGGCCUUAUCCAAAUAUAGGGUGAUUCAAUUCUUCCCUUUCGACCCGGUGUCGAAGAAAGUCAGUGCCGUCGUCGAGUCCCCUCAGGGUGAACGCAUAAUCUGCGUCAAAGGUGCUCCAUUAUUCGUCCUUCGCACUGUCGAGGAAGACAACGAGAUUCCGGAAGAGAUAGAAAUUGCAUACAAGAAUAAGGUUGCAGAGUUCGCGACUAGAGGUUUUCGUUCUCUCGGCGUUGCGCGGAAGCGAGGGGACAGCUCGUGGGAGUUGUUGGGGAUCAUGCCGUGUGCCGAUCCACCUCGGUAUGAUACUGCGAAGACCAUCAACGAGGCAAAGUCGCUAGGUCUUUCGAUCAAAAUGUUGACGGGUGACGCUGUUGGCAUUGCGCGAGAAACCUCACGACAACUUGGGUUGGGCACCAAUGUUUUCAAUGCCGAACGACUAGGACUUGCUGGAGGCGGGACGAUGCCAGGUUCAGAAGUGUACGAUUUCGUGGAAGCCGCGGAUGGCUUCGCCGAGGUCUUCCCACAGCACAAAUACAACGUGGUGGAGAUCUUGCAGCAGCGAGGGUACCUUGUAGCCAUGACUGGCGAUGGUGUCAAUGAUGCUCCGUCCUUGAAAAAGGCCGACACCGGCAUUGCGGUUGAAGGGGCGUCAGACGCGGCUCGAUCGGCGGCUGACAUAGUCUUCCUUGCGCCUGGACUUUCGGCGAUCAUCGACGCGCUGAAGACCUCUCGACAGAUCUUUCAUCGCAUGUACGCCUACGUCGUCUACCGCAUUGCACUAUCGUUGCACCUGGAAAUCUUCCUCGGCCUGUGGAUCGCCAUCCUGAAUCGGUCGCUGAACCUAAAGCUAGUUGUCUUCAUCGCCAUCUUUGCCGACAUUGCCACAUUGGCGAUUGCAUACGACAAUGCGCCUUACUCGAAAACGCCUGUCAAGUGGAACCUCCCCAAACUAUGGGGCAUGUCCAUUUUACUGGGGAUAGUCCUGGCUGCAGGCACCUGGAUUGCGCUCACUACAAUGAUCGUGGGCGGGGAGAAUGGAGGCAUCGUACAAAACUUCGGCCAUAUCGAUGCUGUGCUGUUUCUCCAGAUUUCGUUGUCCGAAAAUUGGCUGAUCUUUAUCACCCGGGCCAACGGGCCUUUCUGGUCCAGCAUUCCUUCCUGGCAACUCACAGGUGCGAUUCUGCUUGUGGACCUUCUGGCCACCUUUUUCUGUCUCUUCGGGUGGUUUGUUGGCGGCCACAAGACGAGCAUCGUGGCCGUGGUCAGGAUAUGGCUGUAUUCAUUUGGCGUCUUCUGCGUAAUGGCUGGAGUCUAUUACCUGCUGCAGGAUAGCGUGACCUUCGACGACAUCGUGCAUGGCCGAAGAUCCAGAAGCAAUAAGGUGUUGAAGAAGAGGGACAUGGAGGAUUUUCGUAAGUUGUUGUCCGCUGCAUUGUGUUUGGCAUCUCACUGA